Solanum stenotomum is the source of this 709-nucleotide messenger RNA. Its product is annotated as aspartic protease inhibitor 10-like. Gene Ontology annotation, molecular function: endopeptidase inhibitor activity. The record is from RefSeq and is a predicted model, not a curated record. NCBI's taxonomy places the organism in Eukaryota, Viridiplantae, Streptophyta, Magnoliopsida, Solanales, Solanaceae. The transcript has 2 exons. Bases 7 to 594 code for a protein of 195 amino acids.
UCAAACAUGAUGUGGACGAAGUGUUUAUUUUUGUUAUGUCUGUGUUUGGUUCCCUUUGCGGUGUUUUCAUCAACUUUCACUUCCCAAAAUCCCAUUGAUCUACCCAGUACUCCGGUACUAGACACGAGCGGUAAAGAAGUUGACCCUCGUUCGAGUUAUCGUAUGGUUUACACUAAUCGGAGUCCCUAUGGUGGUGAUAUAUACUUAGAUUACUUCCCAGGUUCAAUUACCCGGCCUUGUCCAGACGGCGUGUUCCGUUACGGUCAAGUUGGACCUAAGGGUAUAGCCGUCAGAUUGAUUACACCUAGUCAUGGUGUGUAUGAAGAGCAAGAGAUCAACAUCCAAUUCGUCAUUUCCAAUGUAGAAAAGUGUGGUAACUAUACAAUUUGGAAAGUGGGACCUUACAAUAGAGAAGCACGGUUGAAGACGGGCCAACAAGAAAGCAAGUCAUGUUUCAAGAUUGUGAAAUCACCACGAUUAUUGGGUUACGAAUUAAUUACUUGCGAUGGUCAAUUAGUGGGUACUAUGGGCAAUCGUGUGGCCCUUGUGAAUAACUUCUCACUUGAUUUCGACUUUGAGAAAGUCGGAGACUAGUUAACAAUUAAUGCUACAUCUAUCUAGCUCUAUGUUUUAAAAUAAACUCCUGCUAAGUAUGUCUAUAUAUUUAGCACGGCUUUCCUAAUAAAUUCUGUUUUUCCUUCUCCUUCAC